AUGGCAUCCCCCAUACCAUCAAAGCAUCCUGCAGUGGUCAUUGUAGCCCCAGGGGCGCCUCUUGAAAUACACGAGGUCGACACCGUCUUCCCGUCGACAGAUGAGGCCCUCGUUCACGUCGAAUGGUUCGGCUCCACGCCUCUGAACCUACACCAAGCAGACGGUGGGCUACUCAUCAAGCCACCCCACAUCAUGUCUGGUUGCUUUGUUGGUACGGUGGCUCAGCUCGGGGACCUCAAGGAGCCAUCUCUAUCUGAGUCCUCCAGGGCCCUCAAAGUGGGCGACAAGGUCUUCGGCUUCACCUUCCAACAAGAGAAGCACAAGCCCAUGCAGACAUAUCUCACCGUCCCCGUGACCUUCCUCGGCAAGGUUCCCACCAACAUCUCAGCACAGGAGGCAGUCACGGUGCCGAGUAACUUCUGCACGGCUAUACACACCAUCACCAAAGAUCUGGGACUGGAGCUGCCGUGGCCUGUGCCAGAGAACUGGGCAUCACCCGAGGCCGACAAGCCAAUCCUGGUAUGGGGUGCCGCCGGUAGCGUGGGCCAGUAUACUCUGCAGGUCCUGAAGCACUGGGGUUAUCGCAAUGUUCUGGCCGUGGCGAGCGCGAAGCACCACGAAGCGCUGAAGGCUCUUGGUGCAACUGCUGUCUUUGACUACAACAAUGAAGACUCAGUGAAGUCCAUAUCCUCUGGGCCGUACAUCCCAUACAUAAUUGAUUGCAUCGGCUCGCUGGAAGGGACCGUGACGCCCCUGAGCAAGAUUGCCGAGAAGGGCACCAAGGUUGCGAUCAUGCUGCCUGUGGUCGUGAGCCAUGCUAGCAACAGCGAUGCGCCGACGUACGAGAUGGACGUGGGCAAUGUGCUGGUGGGGCAAUGGAAGGAGGGCGUGGAGCUGAGGGGCGUGAGGACUCAUUUCUACCAGGACAACGAGUUCUUCAAGUACCACUUGCAGCCGGAUAUCAUGCCAGCGCUGUUGCAGGAUGGCACGAUCCGGCCGAACAAGCAGAGACUCGUGGAGGGGGAGACGCUGCUGAAGAGGGCUGAGCAGGCGCUGUCUUUGUUUAGGGACGGAGCUGUUAGCGGAGAGAAAGUUGUGUGGAGGGUCGCUGAGGAGUAA
Diaporthe citri is the source of this 1119-nucleotide messenger RNA. RefSeq lists its product as uncharacterized. The record is from RefSeq and is a predicted model, not a curated record. Gene Ontology annotation, molecular function: oxidoreductase activity, acting on NAD(P)H. The coding region runs from base 1 to 1119 and encodes 372 amino acids. The transcript has a single exon. Lineage: Eukaryota; Fungi; Ascomycota; Sordariomycetes; Diaporthales; Diaporthaceae.